Molecule: messenger RNA, 4932 nt
Organism: Aspergillus affinis
Lineage: Eukaryota; Fungi; Ascomycota; Eurotiomycetes; Eurotiales; Aspergillaceae
Product: putative ABC bile acid transporter
Exons: 2
Coding region: 1-4932 (1643 amino acids)
Biological process (GO): transmembrane transport
Cellular component (GO): fungal-type vacuole membrane; fungal-type vacuole
Molecular function (GO): ABC-type peptide transporter activity; ATP hydrolysis activity; ATP binding
Source: RefSeq, a predicted model, not a curated record
AUGACCUUUCACGUUGCUUUCAACGAAACAUGCGGUCUUUCUCUGUUGUUCAUUCUCUUUCGUAUUGCCUAUCGCUAUGUGGUGGCCCGGAAGGGCAUUGCCUACAAAAUCCUAAGCGACAAUGACGCCACGGCGGAUGCUCGAGAUGUUGGGUUCGUGGAAGAGGAGCAGGGCGAGGAGACCGAUCCCAUGUUAUCCAAGGCGGCGCAGGCCGAGCAGCUGGAGUUCGAAGUUGAUCGUCCCCGAGGCGAAAUUCUGUUCAUUUCCCUGGAACUAGCGGCGUUGGUGGGAGAAGUGGCUGUUUUUAUUGCCAUUCUGUUAACUGACGGCUGGGGUCACCAGGGUAAGCUCCCUGCCGUGGCGAAAUUGAUCUCCUGGGGCUACACCCUGUUCCUCGCGUCCGUGCGAUUGCUUCUUUCGACCCUUGGACUACAUUCCUUCCCCAGACUCUGGAAUCACACCGCUACGUUGUAUGGCCUGCAAUGGCUGUUUGCCGUGUUUGUCUUCCGCUCUGCGGUCAUUCACCCGAUCUCAAGACGUGCCGUGACUUUGAGCGCCAUCGAAUUUGCGCUGUCUACCUUCCUUCUGCUUAUCGCUAUGACCACCCGUAGAGGAAAUAAGGCGGUUUUGGUUCCGCAUGAGGACGGUCUUGAACCGGCAAGACACCCGACGGCAAGCUUGCUAUCCCUUCUGACUUUCACAUGGCUCGACCCUCUCAUCUUCAAAGGAUGUAGACAGACACUGGAGCUUGAGGAUGUCUGGAACUUGACGGGACCCCAGAAAGCCGCCACCGUGCUCGAAGAUUUCCGUCGGAGACAGUACAAGGGAUCUUUGACUUGGAAGCUCCUGCGCUACUUCAAGGGCACUCUUCUGGUACAAGGUGCAUGGGCCGUGUUUGCUAACUGCUUUACGUACUUGCCCACGCUUCUUCUGCGGGCUAUCUUGCUGUACGUCGAGGAUCCGAGGUCCAGUACGCCGAACGCCGCCUGGUUGUACGCUAUAUUGUUGUUUUGCUCCGGGGCCAUCCAGGGAGUUGCCGACGGACAAGGUCUCUUCAUCGGACGCAAACUAAGCGUGAAGCUUCGCGCUAUCAUUAUCGGCGAGAUUUAUGCCAAGGCUCUUAGACGCAAAGCCAGCGCCUCGACUGACUCUGCGAAAAAGAAGUCGGCAGAUGAGCCUCCGGCUGACAGCAAAAAGAAGGGUCUCUUCUCCUUCGGACGCAAAAAGAAGAAGGCCACGAACGACCCCGAAACGGAUCCCGAAGAUACCAAGAAGUCAGACGCAGGAGACGACGCCCAUCUGGCUAAUGUUGGUACCAUCAUCAACCUGAUGGCGAUUGAUUCCUUCAAAGUCAGCGAAGUCGGUGCCUACCUCCACUUCCUGUGGGCCAGCGUGCCGGUGCAGGUUAUCAUUGCCGUCACUCUCUUGUAUCGACUGCUUGGAUUUAGCUCGUUUGCUGGCAUCGUGAUUAUGGUCCUUAUGCUACCCGUCAAUAUCUUCAUUGCCAAACAAUUCACCAAGGUCCAGAACCAAAUUUUGGCUGGUACUGAUGCUCGUAUCCACGCCACCAACGAGAUUCUUCAGAAUAUCCGGAUUAUCAAAUAUUUCGCAUGGGAGCAGCGGUUCGAGGAUAUAGUGAAUGAAAAGCGAAAGGCGGAACUCAAAGCCUUGCGCUUCCGUUACAUUAUCUGGUCCACGGCGGCGACGGUUUGGUACGGAACGCCGAUUCUCAUUACUUUCGCUUCGUUCUUCCUCUACACAGUGGUUGAGAAGAAGGAUCUAACUCCGUCGGUUGCAUUCCCUGCUUUGUCCAUGUUCUCUUUGCUCCGCAUUCCCUUGGACCAACUUGCCGACAUGCUGGCUCACGUACAAGAGUCUAAAGUAUCCCUGGAUCGUGUUGAUAAAUACCUCAACGAGGAGGAGACCGACAAGUACCAUCAGCUGGAGCCUGAGGAAAACGAUGGACAACCUCCUAGAAUUGCACUGGACAACGCCACGCUAACCUGGGGGUCUUCCAAGGGACAGAACCAGGACGAGACGGAUGAUACCCCAGAAGCAUUCCGUUUGAUCAACCUCAACGUCUCCUUCCGCAUCGGAUGUCUUAAUAUUAUUGCGGGACCAACGGGCUCUGGAAAGACCUCGGUUUUAAUGGCCUUGCUUGGAGAAAUGAAGCUCUUGGAAGGCCGGGUUCAUUUGCCAGGUGGCACAGUGAGCCGAGUGGAACUCCCGGUGGACCCUCAGACAGGACUGAUAGAAAGUGUCGCGUACUGCGCACAAGAGGCUUGGCUCGUGAAUGACACGGUCAAGGAAAACAUCGUCUUUGCAUCUCCGUUCGACCAGCGACGCUACAACGCCGUGCUUAAGGCAUGCGCUUUGGAGCGUGACUUGACCAUCCUUGACGCCGGUGAUCAGACGAUGGUCGGAGAGAAGGGCAUCAGUCUUUCCGGAGGACAGAAGCAGAGAAUCUCUCUUGCACGUGCUAUCUACAGCAGAGCUCGGCAUAUUCUGUUGGAUGACUGCUUGAGCGCUGUUGAUUCGCACACUGCCAAGCACAUCUUCAGAGAAGCUCUUACAGGACCUCUGAUGAUGAACCGCACUUGCAUUCUCGUCACACACAACGUUGCCUUGACUGUUCCACAGGCACACCACGUCAUUGUUCUCGACAACGGUAAAAUUGCCGCCCAAGGCAAACCGGACGAUGUUGCAGCUUCGGGUGCCCUAGGUGAAGACCUUCUCAAAUCCCGACCGACUUCUAGAUCCAGCUCCCAGCGCCCUUCCGGCCGACAGACCGCAAUGGAUGAACAGCGCGAGGAGGACUCCCACACCAAUGGUGCUGCCACCAAUGGCUCUGCCGCCAAGGGUACGAAGCAAGAGGAUGCCCGUCCCAAGCUGGUGGAGUCGAAGGCGGUCGGUAGUGUCCAAUGGUCAACCGUCAAGAUGUAUCUCAAGUCUAUGGGUUCAUCGUAUUACUGGAUCAGUGCUGUGCUUGUCUUUUCUUUGCAGCAAUUAGGAUCGGUCUCCACCAACGUUUGGAUCCGGCAGUGGGCGAAUUCCUAUCGCACCAAAGACCUUGGGACGGAAGAUGCGGGCAACUACGCCGCGAUGGCGAACAUGAAAUUCCCAUCCUUCAAUGCUGGAAGUGUCCCACGAAGCUCACCUGUAGGCUCUCCUCAUCUGAACGCGCAGGCUGCUACGGCCUCUUCAUCGGAUGUGAACGUCUCUUACUACCUUGGCGUCUACGCGCUUCUUGGAAUAGUUUAUCUUUUGAUCUCUCUGACUAGAGAAGCAGUGCUCUUCUGGGGCUCGCUGCACGCGUCGUUUAAGAUCCACCAGCGUCUCCUCAGGACAGUGAUGCACGCAAAGUUCAAGUUCUUUGACUCCACACCCCUGGGUCAGUUGAUGAAUCGUUUUUCGAAGGACGUUGAAGCAGUUGAUCAAGAGGUUGCUCCCGUGGCCAUCGGUGCACUCCACUGCCUGGCAUCGGUUAUUAUGAUUGUCGUCCUGAUCUCGGUCAUAACACCUGGGUUCUUGAUCGCGGGUGUUUUCAUUACGCUGGUAUACUUCGCGCUGGGCGCGGUCUACUUGAACUCCUCUCGUGAUCUCAAGCGGCUGGAGUCUGUCCAGCGCAGUCCGUUGUACCAGCAAUUUGGCGAGACCCUGAAUGGCAUUGUCACUAUCCGUGCCUAUGGCGAUGGGCCGAGGUUUAUCGUGGACAACCAUCGUCGGAUCAACAACUACAACCGGCCUCACAUCUAUCUCUGGGCUAGCAAUCGCUGGCUGGCACUCCGCGUCGAUGUCACGGGCGCUUUAGUAUCCUUCUUCACUGCUGUUUUUAUCAUCACGAACAUCGGCAAAGUUGACGCCGGUGCUGCCGGUCUUUCAUUGACGUACGCGGUCACCUUCACUGAGAACAUCUUGUGGUUGGUCCGACUCUACUCCGAAGUUCAACAGAACAUGAACUCCGUUGAGCGGGUCAACGAAUACCUCGACGUCGAGCAGGAGGCCGAGGCAGUCAUUGCUGACUCAAGGCCUCCGGUAAACUGGCCCAGUGCCGGUGCAGUUGAAUUCUCCAACUAUACUACACGAUAUCGCGCUGACCUCGAUCCCGUUCUACGUGGAGUUUCUUUCACAGUGCAGGCUGGUGAGAAGGUUGGCAUUGUUGGUCGUACUGGUGCCGGUAAGAGUUCCCUGGCUCUUGCCCUUUUCCGCGGUCUCGAAGCCGAAAAGGGACACAUCGAAAUCGACGGCGUGAAAAUUAGCGACAUUGGGUUGCGUGACCUGCGAGAGGCCAUCACCAUCGUGCCUCAAGAUCCCACCCUUUUCACCGGAACGAUACGAACCAACCUCGAUCCGUUCAACUUGUUCACCGACGAGCAGAUCUUCACGGCGCUUCGACGGGUGCAUUUGAUUGGACCUGGAACUUCGGGGACUGCCACUCCCGUGGCAGGCAGCGCAAGCACUGCUGUCGAGUCCAGCGCGAUCAACGUCAACGGAUCCCUGGUUCUGGACAACAAGAACGUAUUCCAGAACCUGGAGACUUCAGUAUCCGAAUCGGGCUCGAAUCUCUCGCAAGGCCAAAGACAGCUCCUGUGUCUCGCACGUGCCCUUCUCAAGAACCCCAAGGUCCUCAUGAUGGAUGAAGCUACCGCGUCUAUCGACUACAACACCGACGGCAAGAUCCAGGAGACGCUCCGGGAACUGCGCGAGAGCACCAUCAUCACCAUCGCCCACCGUCUUCAAACCAUCAUCGAUUACGACAAGGUUCUCGUUUUGGACCACGGACGUGUCAUCGAGUACGAUCACCCCUGGACCCUCAUUACUAAAGAAGAUGGUCUUUUCCGAAGCAUGUGUGAAAACAGCGGGAACAUGGAAGUUCUCGAAGAUGGCGCGAAGAAAGCUUGGGAUAACAAACGUCUUGUGGAUGAUUCUUAG